This is a messenger RNA of Thunnus maccoyii (southern bluefin tuna), 2455 nucleotides long. RefSeq names its product rab GTPase-activating protein 1. NCBI's taxonomy places the organism in Eukaryota, Metazoa, Chordata, Actinopteri, Scombriformes, Scombridae. The coding region runs from base 111 to 2105 and encodes 664 amino acids. The record is from RefSeq and is a predicted model, not a curated record. The transcript is spliced from 15 exons.
CAGAAAGAGGCGGGCCUAGAGUGACCGUUGAGUUUGACAGCAGCAGCUAACCGGCUGGGUUGACUGCUGUGAUUUUUUGAAACGGACUAAACAGUGUUCAAACAAAGUGUAUGUUCAUAACUAUGAGGGGGAGAAACAAUAGCAACGCCAGCAGAAGAAGCUCAACAAUUAGAAGACGCAGUGAAAACUUGCGUUUUGAUGAAUUCGGCUUUGCUCUUACUAAAAGAAAGGACCAAAAACUUCAUCACCGAUGUCACGAUUACAGCUACCCCCAGCUGAGCUCAGUCAGAGUGAAAGAGUUGUGUGAGCUACUCAGCUACUGGAAUGGAUCCAGCUUUAUCUGCAAGAGCCAGAUUGAGCGGUUUAUCAGGAUGGGUGUUCCUCCGAGCCUGCGAGGUAGAGUGUGGAAGUGUCUUCUCACCAUUGACAGCCUGAGAGAAACCAGUGACUUCAACUACCAGAAGUGCUUGUCAGAGGUGCGGGGACCUCUGGUGGACUUGGGUGUCAGUGAGUACGGCAUCCUGUCGGCAAUCGCCACGCUGAGCGAGACUCAGAACGAUCUGGGUUUGAACCAUCAGCAGCCCUCCAGCUGCCCCAAACCCCGCUACUCUGUAGACGACAUCACACUCUUUCGACAGAUCGCCCUCGACCUGCAGCGUUCCUUCCCUACCCACCGGUCUCUGAUGGGAGAGAGCCCAGAAGCCAUUGAGGGUCAAGCUAAUCUCUUCAGGGUCCUCAUUGCCUACGCCAAAUACAACCCGCAGGUUGGAUACAGCCAAGGGAUGUCCUACAUAGCUGCGGUGCUGCUGAUGCAGUUGGGAGAGGAGGAGGCGUUUUGGGCUCUGACGGCUUUGUUGGAUAAACCCAAAUAUCUGGCCGAACUGUUUGAGCUCACCCUCACCAAGAUCCAGCAUCAGGUGAAGGUAUUUGACCAGUUCCUGAAACACAGGAAGCCAAAGCUCUAUCAGCACUUGGAGUCAGUGGGAGUAUUAUCAGUCCAUUUUGUGAUGCCAUGGUUUCUCACUCUCUUCACUUCCCUGCCCUGCUGGGACUCUGUCCUGGCUGUUUGGGAUCUCAUCAUACUACACGGCCUGUCAUCUGUGUUCCGUACUGCUCUGACUAUCAUUGAGCUUCUGGAGCCUCGACUGAUGGACCUUAAUGACGAGGGAGCAGUGUUACCCCUGCUGCUGCGAGUACCUGUUGACGUCGCCCAGUAUACUGUGUUGGUGCCUGCCCUGUGGAACACUGAGGUCCAAGACUGGGAGCUUAAAUGUAUGAACAGUCUGGUGCUUGACGAGACCCACCAUGGACCCAAAGCAGAACAGUGCGAAAAGCAGACAGUCGGAGUGCCCAGCCAAGUCAGCCAAGAAAGGAAGGAAAAAGACAAUGUAUCAGCACCAUCAGAAGGAGAAAAGACAACUGAGAAAGACUUACCAGUCACCGGGGCUAAAAGUGUACUGACACGGGUGUUGCAUCUGGCCCAGCGGUACCUUUUGGACCCAAUGGGUCGACAGAGGGUUGAAGUGAGGAGUUCACAAACACAAGCAAGGCCCAGACAGCGUAGUCCUGCACCUGGACGAGUUUUCAGGAGUCGGACGUCAGCUUCACUACCACAAGUUCAGAUCAGAUCCAGGAGGCGCAGCCAGCAGAGAGGCGGAGCACACCAGCCAGUAGUACAGGGGAGCGGUGGUGAUGUCACCAUGGAUCCCGCCACUGUGACAUCUGGUUGUUCCAAAAGUGACAGAUCAGAACAAACCUUCAAGAGGGCAGGCACAGGACCUGUUGGGAAGGUGGCCAGUCGUCGUAGCAACCACUGCCUCAUCCCACCUAUCAGAGUCAAGUCCCUCCGCCUUCUACGAAACUGCAAGAAACCACUGAACCAGACGCCCCCUCCCUCCUCUAUCCUCCCCUCAUCCCUCCGCUCUUCCACCCUUCCUCCAUCCUCCUCCGUCCCAUCCUCCAGUCUUCCAACAUCCAGUGCUCCUCAAGGCGGGGAGCAACACACGCAGCAAGACACGGCCAGGACCGCUCUCAUCAUUGAGUUGUCAUCCAGACAUCAGACCAGCGUCCCAUUCAGGAACGCCAGAGAGUCGAAGCUCAUCUAAUACUGAGGAGGGGAGGAGGACACGAUGAAACAAGUGAAGGGCUAAAAUGCACUAAAUGUUUGCAUUAUGUACAAAACCACACUAGUUACUUCAUCAGGAGAUCUUAACCUUGUUUCGUAGAAGCCAGGCGAGUAACCAGAUUUAAGUAUGAAACCUGGUGAACAGAGAAUGUCUUAAUACUGAUUAUGUUUUGAGUAUUAUUAGUGUGUGUGUGCAUGUGCGCUCAUGCACAUGUGCACCUGCAUGUAGCACAAACCUAUUUUGAUACAACUGUUUUUCUGGUGCUGUUUUUUUUUCCAGUUGACCUAUAAAUGCUUAACGAUGGCUCUGUUUUUAUUGUCUUACAUAGU